Molecule: messenger RNA, 736 nt
Organism: Eptesicus fuscus (big brown bat)
Lineage: Eukaryota; Metazoa; Chordata; Mammalia; Chiroptera; Vespertilionidae
Exons: 3
Coding region: 76-711 (211 amino acids)
Cellular component (GO): mitochondrion
Molecular function (GO): fatty acyl-CoA hydrolase activity
Source: RefSeq, a predicted model, not a curated record
CACUGGAGAAAGGCAUGGGAGAGAUAGUAGGCUUGGACCCUUCAUCCUCUCCCUUUCCGUUUUCUGCUCAGCCUGAUGGGGUACCCUUCAAGGCAACAAUCACCGACUAUGGCCUCUUGGGUUUUGAGGAUGCUUCCCAGGAAUGUCCGUUCCUUGACUACAUCAUCAGAGAACCAGCGGGUUGAAGAUUGUCAUCGUCACCAGGAGGCCUAUGGGUACUUCUUGCCCAUCCAGACGAGGUGGCAGGACAAUGACCAGUAUGGCCACGUGAACAAUGUUGUGUACUACAGCUACUUCGACACCAUUAUCAACCACUACCUGAUCAGGUACUGCGGCCUGAAAACCCGCUUGCUGACGUCCCCCUUGGUGGGGUUCAUGGUGACCAAUCAGUGCACCUUCCACGCGCCGGUCAGCUUCCCGCAGGUCCCGGUGGCUGCUCUGGCCGUGGAGAAAGUGGGCCACUCCAGUGUGCACUACCGCCUUGCUCUGUUUCCACCCAAGCCCGCCCGGGAGCCGCCCACAGCAGACUACCAUGACCUCGCUGACGGCCUUUUCUUUGGCCACCCCAAGCUGGCGCAGUUUGACACGUUGGCCUGUACCACCGGGUCCUCGGUCCACGUUUUUGUGAACCCAGCCACCAGCAAGCCCACGGGCCUCCCAGAAGACUUCAGGAGGGGCCUCCUGAGGCUGAGGAGGCUGGCUUCCGUGUGAAGUGUCUGUACGUGGAAUUGUGCCC